This is a messenger RNA of Limulus polyphemus (Atlantic horseshoe crab), 2759 nucleotides long. RefSeq names its product zinc finger protein OZF-like. Gene Ontology annotation, biological process: regulation of transcription by RNA polymerase II. The transcript has 6 exons. Bases 516 to 1916 code for a protein of 466 amino acids. The record is from RefSeq and is a predicted model, not a curated record. NCBI's taxonomy places the organism in Eukaryota, Metazoa, Arthropoda, Merostomata, Xiphosura, Limulidae. Gene Ontology annotation, molecular function: DNA-binding transcription factor activity, RNA polymerase II-specific; RNA polymerase II transcription regulatory region sequence-specific DNA binding. Gene Ontology annotation, cellular component: nucleus.
UUUAACUUUAUUUUAAUUGCUAAAUUAAACUUGAGUAUAACGUAUAAGUUAAGUAUAUCGCCUUUUACCUGAUAGUGAGAGAGAAAUCCUAUAGAAACGUUAUUUGAUGGUGUUAGUCCUGGGAUGUAACAUGUAAACGUUUCUGAACGUCUUUCUACUAGUCAGACAAACGGAGUUUUACCUAGUGCCUAAUGUGAACAAAAACUUUGAAAACAUUGACAGUAAAGUAUGGCCUGUGGCCAUAUAUUUACCCAAAAACAUAAGGUAAAAGUUUUUUAAGGCACUUCAUCUCUAGUUUCUUGAUCCAAAUGCCUUCAUCUCCCAACUGUUAAUCAUAACAUCAACUUCCAAAAGCCAGAAAAAUAGAAAGAAGAUCCUGUUCCAUUAUUCCGUGCAUUGUUACUUGGCUAUUACCAGCAAAAUAGAACCAAGGUCCUAAUCCAUUGUUUCAUACUUGUUAUUCAGCCUAACUGCAAGGUUUGAUAAGAAUAUAAAGGUGAAGCACUGAUGUAACCAUGGAAGUAUUAAAGAUGAAAGGUGAACCCUUUUCUGAUGAGGAACAGGAUGCUUUAUUGGAUAUCAACUUGGUGAAAAAUGAAGGGGAAUCUUUAAAAUUAACUUGUACAACAGGAAAAGCAGAUUCCUUAGCAGAAAGCUCUUCACAUACCAUUUUGAAGUUUGAUGUAGCAAAAGAAGAAAAAGAAGAGAACUGUGAUGAAGAAACAGAAAAAAUGGAGAACAUAUUAGUCAGAGUGAAAACAGAACAGCCUGGUGAUGUACUUCAAGAUGAGAUUAUUUCAAAGUUCAGUGACAGCAAUGAUGAUGAUGUGGAUAGUGUUAUGAAUGUGAAAACAGAAACUGAAUUUCAAAAAGAUUUACAAAAAACUGAACUUGGGUCAGAAAUUACUUGUGAUAUCAAGUCUGGUGUGGACAUCUGUUGUGGAAGUCAGUUACCUCAGGGUGGUGAUAAACCAUACAGUUGUGUAAUCUGUGGAAAAGAAUGUGGAACAAAUAGUAAAUUAAAAAUACAUUUGAGAAUACACACUAAGGAGAAGCCAUAUAUCUGUUCUGUGUGUAGCAAAGAAUUUGGAACAAAGAGUGACCUAAAAAAACAUGAGAGAAUACACACUGGGGAGAAACCAUACAGUUGUAUAGCAUGUGGCAAAGAAUUUAGAACAAAGAGUGACUUAAGUAAACAUGAGAAGAUACACACUGGGGAGAAACCAUACAGUUGCAUAGCAUGUGGAAAAGAUUUUAGAACAAAGAGCGACCUAAAAAAACAUGACAGAAUACACACUGGGGAGAAACCAUUCAGUUGUAUAGUAUGUGGCAAAGAAUUUAGAACAAAGAGUGACCUAAAAAUACAUGAGAGAAUACACACUGGGGAGAAACCAUAUGGUUGUUCUGUGUGUGGCAAAGAUUUUGGAACAAUGGGGAACUUACAAAAACAUGAGAGGAUACACACUGGGGAGAAACCAUACAGUUGUGUGGUUUGUGGAAAGGAAUUUGGAGUAAUGGGUAACCUGAGAAAACAUGAAAGGGUACACACUGGUGAGAAACCAUACAGUUGUGUUGUGUGUGACAAAAUAUUUAGAACAAAGUGUGACCUAAAAAAACAUGUGAGGAUACACACUGGUGAGAAACCACAUAGUUGUUCAGCAUGUGGCAAAAAAUUUAUAACAAGUAGUGAACUGAAAAGUCAUGAGUUAGUACACACUGGGGAGAAACCAUACAUUUGUGUAGUGUGUGGUAAAAAAUUUGGAAUAAUGGGUAACCUAAAAACACAUAAUAGGAUACACACUGGAGAAAAACCAUACAGUUGUAUAGUGUGUGGAAAACAUUUUAGAAGCAAUGGCAUUUUAAAAAAACACAAGAAGACGCACACUAAAGAGAAACCAUACAGUUUUCUAUUGUAAAGCAAAAUAUUUGUACCAAAUGGUAAACUGACGAGCCAUAAGGGAUGUACACCAGCAGGAAUGUAUCACAUUAUUGAUAGAAAUUACUGGUUAUUGAUAAUAGGUAUAAUCUUCUAGCUAGGCCUUUUUUUCUGAACAUGAGGACAGAUAUUCACUAACAAGAAACUAUCAGUUCAUUAACAAAGCCAACAAUUCCACCUCUAUUUAGUGUGAGGUAAAGAUUGGAAGCAGUAGUGGGCUAAAACACUGGAUGGUAUAAUCUGUAGAGAAGCAAUCCAGAUAGGAAGUUUGUGGCUCUGUCUUUCCAGAAGUUACUUAUUUAGAAAAUAUUCAAGAAUAUAAGUAAGAUACACUUUGUCAUGCACUUUUCGCCAGACAUGAGAGAAAAAUUCUCAAAUAAGAUUGCUGCUUUAUAAUAUAAAACCCUUUUAAUGAUUUUCGUAAGCUUAGGAGAAAAAAAAAUGUGUAUUGUUACACAUUCUGAAUUGUACACAUUUAAUGAUAUUAUGUAUGUAAAUUAUGUUAAUAUUACAAACCUUGGUUUUUGCUUAUCUUCCGAUUUUAUUUAAAGAAUCUAGAACAUUUUAUAGCAAAUUUCAAAUUAUUUUGUUGGUUCAUAAUCCAUAUUAAAUAGAUAUAUUGUUGCAUAACUUCUUAGUUUUUGUUUUUAUAAAAAGUUAUUUGCAUACACUUGUUACCACUUGCAGUUCAGGAAUCACCUUGAAUCUAAUGAACUUCUGCUUGUAGUUCAGGAAUGUUCUGAAAUAUUGACAAUGUACAAUUAAUCUCAGUGCUGUAAUGUGUAAUACCAAAGAAAUAAAAUCAGUAACUUUCUGAACUGUA